Colletotrichum orchidophilum is the source of this 744-nucleotide messenger RNA. Its product is annotated as linker histone H1 and H5 family protein. The record is from RefSeq and is a predicted model, not a curated record. The transcript has 5 exons. The coding region runs from base 1 to 744 and encodes 247 amino acids. Gene Ontology annotation, biological process: nucleosome assembly. Gene Ontology annotation, cellular component: nucleosome. Lineage: Eukaryota; Fungi; Ascomycota; Sordariomycetes; Glomerellales; Glomerellaceae. Gene Ontology annotation, molecular function: structural constituent of chromatin; DNA binding.
AUGCCUCCCAAGAAGACCGAGGGCGCCGCUGCUGCCCCCAGCAAGAAGUCCACCCACGCCAGCUACCAGGAUAUGAUUACCGAUGCCAUUGUUGCUCUCAAGGACCGCAACGGAUCUUCCCGCCAGUCCCUGAAGAAGUACGUCAAGGCCAACAACCAGAUCAACACGGUCAGCGACAACAUGUUCGACUCCCUGUUCAACAAGGCCCUCCGCGCCGGUGUUGAGAAGGGUGUCUUCGAGCAGCCCAAGGGUCCCUCCGGUGGUACCAAGCUCGCCAAGAAGGCGCCUAAGCCCGCCGAGAAGAAGACUGAGAAGAAGACCGAGAAAAAGGUCGCCGAGAAGAAGGCCCCUGCGAAGAAGGAGGCCAAGGAGCCUAAGGAGAAGAAGGCCGCCGCUCCCAAGAAGGCCGCCGCCAAGAAGGAGACCAAGGAAGCCAAGGAGCCCAAGGAGAAGAAGGCCGCUGCUCCCAAGAAGGCUGUCGCUGAGAAGAAGGAGAAGAAGCCCGCCGCCAAGAAGGCUGCUGCCGCCAAGGAGGAGAAGCCCGCCGUUCUCAGCAAGACCAAGACUGGUCGCGUAACCAAGACGGAGAAGAAGGCCCCCGCGGCCAAGAAGGAGGCGAAGGAGCCCAAGGAGAAGAAGGCCGCUGCACCCAAAAAGGCCGCCGCCCCGAAGAAGGCAGCGCCCAAGAAGGCCGCCGCUGACAAGAAGGAGGCCAAGGCUGAGGCACCCGCUGCCACGGCAUAA